AUGGCAAAAGCAGACUCAGAAGUGGGGCAACUCAACGGUCUGGAGAUCUCGCUCAUAGUUCUCUUCCUUUUGAUGACAGCAGUCUCAGUGGGGCUAAUAACAGUCCUGGCCCUCAAAUUGGAUUCAGAAAAACAAGAAGCGACUCCAGAGGAACCGAGCCCAUCGGUGAAUCCUCCAGAGAACCCUUAUCUGAUCGGUGUGGGUCGAGCAGACUGUACCGGGCCUGUGGCCGAUCUGCCUAUGACGGGUUACGCCAAUACUGAGCAGACAGUGAGAGGGAUCCACACACGUCUGUUCAGCAGAGCCUUCAUCGUGGAUGACGGCAGUAAAAGAGUGGUGUUCAUCACUGCAGACAUCGGCAUGGUCUCUCAGAGACUAAGGCUAGAGGAGACGCGACCAUGCGAGGAUCUGCGAUUUUCUCCCAAGAGAAAAAAAUCGCCUGCGAGCUCCAUGGUGAGCUCGGACAACCUCGGCUACGCCUCCUAUGCCUUCGAGCAAGAGAAAAACAUUGGCUUUCUACCCGGUGAGGGCCCUUUUGUAGCCGGCUUUUCCUCCAGUAAUCUUGGAGAUUCAUCUCCCAACAUUCGCGGCCCUGUCUGUGUGAACACCGGCGAGAAGUGUGACUACCUUAACAGCUCCUGUCCCAUUGGUGGAAAAAAAGCGUGCAUAGCUUUUGGACCGGGUGAGGACGUGUUUGAAAGCACCAGGAUCAUAGGAAAGAAUAUGUCUAAAAAAGCAAAGGAGCUGUACAGCAGUGCAAAGCAGGAGCUGCAUGGGCCCGUUUACGGCGCACAUCAGUGGGUCAACAUGACCGAUGAGACUCAUACAGGACGGACAUGUAAACCUGCUCUGGGCCACAGUUUUGCUGCUGGUACAACCGAUGGAGGAGGAGAAUUCAACUUCAUACAAGGGGAUACUGAUGGAGAUCCUUUCUGGGAUGGAAUUAGAGAUGCAGUUUUGGGACCCCCUUCCAACGAGACCACGGCUUGUCAUCAGCCUAAACCAAUCCUCUUCAGCACUGGGGAGAUGGAUUCGCCCCUCCCAUGGCAUCCAGCCACCGUGGACGUUCAGAUCAUCACUAUCGGCUCUUUAGCCAUAGUUGCAGUCCCAGGAGAAUUUACUACCAUGUCAGGGAGAAGGAUACGAGAGGCAGUCAAAAAGGAGUUGGAGGUGAAAGAGUCUUUCGCUAAUGCAGUGGUGGUCGUCGCUGGUCUGUGCAACAUCUACACCCACUACAUCACAACAUACGAAGAGUAUCAGAUCCAGCGAUAUGAGGGCGCAUCCACUAUUUAUGGUCCUCACACUCUCUCGGCUUACAUCCAGCGCUACAGAGGCCUGGCCAGAGCUAUAGCUCACGAAACAAUUGGAGAGCUGCCUAAGGGUCCUGAACCCCCUUUCUUUGAUGAAGACAAAUUUUUUAAUCAAGUGAAGGACCCAGUUGCAGAUGUAGCUUCAGCUGACACCACAUUUGGUGACGUUUUACAGCAGGUUAACCCCGUCUAUAAAGUGGGAGAAAUUGCAUCUGUCACAUUCGUGAGUUCUUAAGUAGCAAGAGAUAAGACAUUUGUCACAGUGGAGAGGUUUCAUAACGACACCAACUCAUGGGAAAUAAUUCACACGGAUGCAUCGUGAGAAACAAGGUUUCACUGGAUUAAAGGACUUGCUGGCCGGUGUCAGUCAAAAGUGGAGUGGCACAUCCCGCUCACGGCACAGACAGGAACCUACUGGAUUCAACACUUUGGACACUACAAUCAAUUCACGGAUAACAACACCAUCACACCAUACGUUGGCACUUCUGAUGCUUUUAAAGUCACCAGAAGCUUUUACUACUAUUGA
Messenger RNA from Sinocyclocheilus rhinocerous, 1836 nucleotides. RefSeq names its product neutral ceramidase-like. The record is from RefSeq and is a predicted model, not a curated record. Gene Ontology annotation, cellular component: extracellular region. NCBI's taxonomy places the organism in Eukaryota, Metazoa, Chordata, Actinopteri, Cypriniformes, Cyprinidae. The transcript has 19 exons. Gene Ontology annotation, biological process: sphingosine biosynthetic process; ceramide catabolic process; long-chain fatty acid biosynthetic process. Gene Ontology annotation, molecular function: N-acylsphingosine amidohydrolase activity.